CAGCCUCUUUGUCCAGCGUUAUGCAGAAGCUGGGGUAGCUUCCGGCACUGGCGCGUAGUUACUUUGGCAGCGCAUCACAUCUUUCGUCCACUUUUCGCCUUGCGCAUCCUUCCAUUUGCGCCCAUCGAGGCCGCUACUGCCUAGACGAGCUGCGAAUACCCCACGGAAUAGAUACAAUACAAUCUACACAAUGCCUCCCGGUAAGUCCUCACCUCUUCGAACUUCACCCCUCGUGGCACUAGCCAAGUCGCGUCGAGAUUGCAACAACACACUUCACGACGCGCAUCCUACACCAAUUCCCCAUACAACGUCACAAUGGCGCGUCGCAAUGGCGCGUCGCAAAGCGAGCAAAGCGAACGAGGAAAAGAAGCCCAAAAAGUUAACAGCACCUAUAGCUAUUAGCGACGACGAGAUGUCUGACGCCGGCGGCGAGAUCGCCAUCCCGCUGAAGGAGAAGCGCGCGAAGAGCCGAUCCGCGGAAUACCGAGACGACGUCAGCGAAGCUAAGAGCGAAGAAGACAUUCCCAUGAUAUCCGGCGACUUGAACGGCAGCGCCACCAAGCCUGCGAGGGCUGCUAAGGCAGACUCUGUCGUGGCCGACGAGGAGGAAGAGGAAGGCGAUGAUUUGGAGGCUGAUGAAUACGUUGUCGAGAAGAUUCUUGACCAUCUGGCUUCCGACGACGGCACCGUGAACUUCCGUGUGAAGUGGGAAGGUUACUCUAAGAAAUCAGAUCAGACCUGGGAACCGGAAGACAGCUUGAAGGAUGGCGCAUCAGAGAUCUUGGAAGAAUACCUUCGGAAGCUCGGUGGACGCGAGGCGCUGUUUGAGGAGAAGACCAAGGCCAAGAACACGAAGAAGCGCGGGCGUCCCAGUGCUUCGUCUUCUACACCACCAGCGAGCAGCAAGAGAGGCAAGCGCAAUGGUCACCCCGCCGAAUCUACCCCUCCCCUAUCAGCAAAGGAGGCCAAAGCCAAGGCCUGGACAUUGCCCAGCGGCAGCUGGGAAGACGACGUCGAGUCGAUUGAUGCCUGCGAGGACGAAGAGUCGGGCUCUAUUAUCAUCUACCUCAACUGGCGAAACGGCCAAAAGACUAAGCAUCCCAAGGAGGUGGUGUAUAAGCGGUGCCCUCAAAAGAUGCUGCAAUUCUACGAAAAGCACAUUCGCAUCAUCAAGGCGGGACCUGACGCCGAUCUUCCGGAGCUUGAUGCCGCGCCUGAGGCUAAGAUGUAGAACACCGAAAAAAAAAGGGUGCCGUACGUGGAAUUUUUUUGCGAAGGGAUCGGCGUUUGGGCUCAUGAUACAUCUGAUAUCAUCAGCAGGCUCUUGAGCGCCGUUGGCUUGGCCUCUGCUCGUUUUUCUAUUUGCUCAUUUUCAGUCCUCGGACUAAGUCUCAGUAGACCGUACCUAAAUCAGGUCUGGGGCGUCGAGGAUCCGGAUUGUGGCGGGCUUGCUUUAUCCGUUUACAACCGAAUUAGCGGGAGGAAGUGU
This is a messenger RNA of Colletotrichum godetiae, 1489 nucleotides long. RefSeq lists its product as uncharacterized. Gene Ontology annotation, biological process: negative regulation of transcription by RNA polymerase II; chromatin organization. Gene Ontology annotation, molecular function: chromatin binding. Gene Ontology annotation, cellular component: pericentric heterochromatin; nucleus. NCBI's taxonomy places the organism in Eukaryota, Fungi, Ascomycota, Sordariomycetes, Glomerellales, Glomerellaceae. The coding region runs from base 191 to 1231 and encodes 346 amino acids. The transcript is spliced from 5 exons. The record is from RefSeq and is a predicted model, not a curated record.